Ailuropoda melanoleuca (giant panda) is the source of this 2033-nucleotide messenger RNA. It is a transcript of the gene OTOP1, whose product is annotated as otopetrin 1. The record is from RefSeq and is a predicted model, not a curated record. Gene Ontology annotation, biological process: inner ear morphogenesis; proton transmembrane transport. Gene Ontology annotation, cellular component: membrane. Gene Ontology annotation, molecular function: proton channel activity. Lineage: Eukaryota; Metazoa; Chordata; Mammalia; Carnivora; Ursidae.
AUGCCCGAGGGCGAGGGGGCGCCCGCCUCUCCCCAGGCGGCUCGCCGCGCCCCGGGCAGGGGAUCGUCGGGGCCGGCGGGGGCCCCGGAGUCCCCGGGCCGUCGGCGGGGGGGGGGNUCGGCGGGGCGCGUCCGCGCCAGCGUGCCGCAGAAGCUGGCGGAGGCGCUGAGCAGCCAGUACGGGCUGAUCGUGUUCGUGGCGGGGCUGCUGCUCCUGCUGGCCUGGGCCGUGCACGCCUCGGGCGUGGGCAAGAGCGCCCUGCUCUGCUUCCUGACGGCGCUCAUGCUGCUGCAGCUGCUCUGGAUGCUGUGGUACGUGCGCCGCAGCUCGGCGCACCGCCGCCUCAUCCGCCCCAAGGACACGCACGCCGGCGCGCGCUGGCUCCGCGGCAGUAUCACAUUGUUUGCGGCCAUUACCAUCAUCCUGGGAUGCCUUAAAAUUGGGUACUUCGUUGGAUUUUCCGAAUGCUUAUCAGCCACCGAAGGAGUGUUCCCUGUCACACACGCAGCUCAUACUCUGUUGCAGGUGUAUUUUCUUUGGGGGCAUGCAAAGGAUGUCAUCCAGUCUUUCAAAACACUGGAAAGGUUUGGGGUGAUCCACUCGGUGUUCACCAAUCUGCUACUGUGGACCAAUGGCGUCCUGAAUGAAUCAAAGCACCAACUUAACGAGCACAAGGAACGGCUCGUCACGCUGGGCUUUGGGAACAUCACAAUAGUCCUAGACGACCACGCGCCUCCGUGUAACUGCUCGCCCCCGACCUUCUGCUCCGUCAUCUCCCAGGGGAUCUACUAUCUCUACCCCUUCAACAUAGAGUACCAGAUCCUGGCUUCCACGACGCUCUACGUCCUGUGGAAGAACGUCGGACGCAGAGUGGACAGUCAGCCGCAUCGCAACGUGCAGUUCAAGUUUCCCGGGGUCAUGGCGGGCUCGGUCCUGGGCCUGACCGUGCUGGCCGCCACGAUCGGGGUCGUGGUGGUGUAUCUGAUUCAGAUCGGGCGCUCCAAAACCAAGAGCGAGUCGGCCCUCAUCAUGUUCUACCUGUACGCCAUCGCCUUGCUGAUGCUCAUGGGGGCCGCGGGGCUGCUCGGGAUCCGGAUUUACAGGAUAGACGAGAAAUCGCUAGACGAGUCCAGAAACCCGGCCCGCAAGCUGGACGCGGACUUGUUGGUGGGCACUGCCUCCGGCUCCUGGCUCAUCUCCUGGGGCUCCAUCUUGGCCAUCCUGUGUGCCGAAGCCCGCCCUCCCUACACGUGGUUCAACCUGCCCUACUCAGUCCUGGUGAUUGCCGAGAAGUACAUCCAAAACCUCUUCAUCAUCGAGUCCAUUCACCGGGAGCCGGAGAAGCUCCCUGAGGACAUCAGAACCCUGCGGGUGGUCACAGUCUGCAACGGCGAUGCCAUAUCCCUUGCCUCGUCUUGCCUCAAGAGUGGAGCCGCGGCCGCGGACGGGGCUUCCCUGGGCAGUGAGGCCACACAUGUGGCCAAUGGAAAUACGCAUCUGAGAGAAGGCUGUGGCAGAGAGGAGGAGGAGGGGAGCCAGGAAGGGACCCCGGGCCCAGCCUGCCACCCCCGUUUCCUGCAGGGCGAUGCCAAGAGAAGAGUGUUGAGGAACAUCGCAGCCUUUUUGUUCCUCUGCAAUAUCUCGCUCUGGGUCCCUCCCGCCUUCGGCUGCCGCCCCGAGUACGACAACGGAUUGGAGGAGAUUGUCUUUGGCUUUGAACCCUGGAUAAUUGUGGUCAACCUGGCCAUGCCUUUUUCUAUUUUCUACCGAAUGCACGCAGCUGCCUCUCUCUUUGAGGUCUAUUGUAAGAUAUAGUCCGCGUCCUAUAGUCCGCGUCCGCAUCAAAGCCCGAGGAGUGACCUAACAAGAGAAUUCACUGGAGCCACCUGGGAAUGGCCAGGUUGGGCAAACACGGCCUGACAAACGCAAGAGGGCUGCCUUUGUUGGCACCAAUUGUGUUUCCCGUGAGCUGGAAUCGUCUCUCACCCCGGAUGAAUGUAAUCAAGUUAGCUCAGCAUCGGUGAGGCGGCUGA